AUGGAAUCUUCUGAUUCAGAUUCACAAAAUGAUGAGGAGAUGGCUUACCUAGCUAAGAAAUUUCGAAAAAUAUUUAUAAAUAAGAAGAAGCCUCAAGAGAGACAAAAAGUUAGCCCGAGUGAAUCUCGGAGAAAAUCUAAAUUCAUGAGAUGCGAUAACUAUCGGGGUUUCGAUCACGUGAAGAGUGAGUGCCCGAAUGCUAAGAGAGUUGAAGAGAAGGCAAUGAAUACUACUCUCAUUGAUGACAAGUCUAGCUCGGACAAUCAGAGUGAGAAAUCUACACGUGAGGAGAGUGGAAAAUAUGUGGCCUUCAUUGCUAAGAUUAAGAGUGGAUCCGAACAGGGGAGUGAAAGGGAUGAGGACCUAGAUAGUAGUGAAAAGUCUGGUGAUAAGGGUGGAAGUGAGGAAGAUCUAGAAGAAGCUUAUGAGAGGAUGUAUGAAGAAAGCCUCAAGAUCAUAGGUACAAACCAGGUGCUGAGCAAGAAAGUGAAGGAACUUAGGUUAGAGAAAGAACAGUUAGAGGCCCAGGUUAGUGAUCUCACCAGUAAGAAUAAGAUGUCCUCUAGGAGAGUAAGUGAGCCGACCGUUGAGAAUGAGACCUUAACUAUUCAGAUUAAGCAACUUGAGAGUGAGCUAAAGUUAUCUAGGUCUCAGAUACUUGCCUUUUCUAACAGUUCUGAAAAACUAGAAAAUAUUCUAAGAAUAGGCAAGUCGACUGGUGAUAAGGGAGGUCUAGGUUUUGAUAGUAAUGCUGCUAGUACUUCACAUGCCACCUUUCUUUGUGCUACUGAUCAGCCUAACAUUGUGACUUACCCCAUAUCUAAUGUUGUGGGAUCUUCUAGAUGUAGGUCUACCAGACGUCGUAGGACCCAUCGACCUAGGAAUAGAAAUCAGUGUCCACAUAACACAGGUCCUAGGUUUAUUCCAACAUACUUUCAGUGUGGAGAGUUAGGUCACAUCCUCCCUAGAUGUCAUCACUACCUGAAUAAUAGGAAAUGCUUGAACUUGAAAAAUGACAAAAAUCAGGUGUAUGUUGGUCAGAUUGGAUUUCUUAUUGAUCAAGUGAAUCGUUUGACCCAAUUGGUAACACAGCUAUCUGAAAACAAUUCCCGUUCUAGACAGGUUUGGGUGAAGAAGAGCAAUUUCUUGAAUUUGGUAAUAGAUCGUGGUGCUUUUAAAGGAAAGAACACUUAUACACCUACUUGA
This is a messenger RNA of Olea europaea var. sylvestris, 1206 nucleotides long. RefSeq lists its product as uncharacterized. Lineage: Eukaryota; Viridiplantae; Streptophyta; Magnoliopsida; Lamiales; Oleaceae. The record is from RefSeq and is a predicted model, not a curated record. The coding region runs from base 1 to 1206 and encodes 401 amino acids. The transcript has a single exon.